This is a messenger RNA of Prunus mume (Japanese apricot), 2425 nucleotides long. It is a transcript of the gene TOC64-III, whose product is annotated as translocon at the outer membrane of chloroplasts 64-III. The record is from RefSeq and is a predicted model, not a curated record. Gene Ontology annotation, molecular function: protein binding. Lineage: Eukaryota; Viridiplantae; Streptophyta; Magnoliopsida; Rosales; Rosaceae.
AUACAGUCAUAGCCUCAAGAACCGUCUCCGCCUAGGUUACGCUGCGCUGGUCACUGCGUUAUCCUCUUCUCCCUCGCCCCUCUCUCUCUCUCAAGUUUCAAUAUAAAAACCUGGACUUUAAUAGUUUCGCAACUCCGGAGGGUUUGAGAAAUAUCGUAGACAAACAUGGCGUCUCAAUCCGCCAAUCUGUGGGUUCUACUGGGUUUGGGUUUGGCAGGAAUUCUGUUUAUGACAAGGAAGCUUAAGAAGACCAUCAGAGAAGACUUUGGUGCCUUUAUUGAGAGGCUUCAGCUUCUCCCUCCUCCUCAGCCUGCUCCUCCUAAAGCUCCGCAUCCCCUCACCGGCCUCACCUUCGCCGUUUCUGACGUAUUUGAUAUUGAGGGACAUGUAACUGGUUUUGGUCAUCCUGAUUGGGAAAGAACACAUGAUGCAGCUUCUCGGACGUCUCCUGUGGUUUCAGUUCUUGUCGAAGGAGGUGCCACAUGCAUUGGGAAAACCGUUGUGGAUGAAUUGGCAUAUAGUAUUAGCGGAGAAAAUAAGCAUUAUGCUACCCCCACCAAUCCGGCAGCAUCUUCAAGAACACCAGGUGGAUCCUCUAGUGGAGCUGCUGUGGCUGUAGCUGCCAAUCUUGUUGACUUUUCACUGGGUAUUGAUACUGUCGGUGGCGUUAGAGUACCUGCUGGGUCUUGUGGCGUUAUAGGAUUCCGACCUUCACAUGGGGCUGUUUCUCACAAUGGGAUUAUACCUGUUUCUACAAGUCUUGAUACCGUUGGAUGGUUUGCUAAGGAUUCUAGUGUCCUACGUCGUGUUGGACAUGUUCUGCUGCAACUUCCUUAUGCAGUUUCACGCAGUCCAAGACAAAUUGUAAUAGCUGAUGAUUGCUUUCAACAAGUAAAGAUUCCUGUUGACAGAAUUGUUCAAGUGGUCACCAAAUCCACUGAGAAGCUUUUUGGCAGACAAGUAUUUAAACAUGAAAAUCUAGGGGACUAUUUUAAUUCAAAAGUCCCAAGCUUGAAAGAGUUUCAUGGCCCAAAGACAAAUGGUGAAGUCAAGACUUCAUCCAUAAAAUUGCUUGCCAAUGUUGUGCAGCUUCUUCAAAGACAUGAGUUCAGACAUAAUCAUGAGGAAUGGAUUAAUUUGGUGAAACCUGUAUUGGAUUCUGCUACUUCAGCACAAAUAUGUGGACCACUGGACGCAUCAGAUGAGGAGAUUGAGAUCUGCAAGUCAAUUAAGAAUGAAUUGCAUGCAGCUGUCAACUCUUUAUUGAAGGAUGAUGGAAUUUUGGUGAUCCCAACUAUAGCAGAUCCCCCUUCAAAACUUGGUGGGAAGGACAUCCUCUCUGAAGACUUCCGGAGCCGUGCUUUUGGUCUAUUAAGUAUUGCUAGCCUGUCAGGUUGUUGUCAGGUCACAGUACCGCUGGGAUCUCAUGACAAGUAUCCAGUUUCAGUUUCAUUCAUAGCCAGGCAUGGGGGUGAUCGCUUUUUACUAGAUGCACUGCACACUAUGUAUGCAUCUUUACAAGAGCAGGCUGAUAUUGCUUCAAAAUCCAAAUUAUCCAAAAAUGCUCUCACCAGGGAGCAAUCUGCUGAAAUUGCCAAGGAAAAGGGAAACCAAGCCUACAAAGACAAAGAGUGGCACAAGGCUAUUAACUUUUAUUCAGAAGCUAUCAAACUUAGUGGAAAUAAUGCGACCUAUUACAGUAACAGGGCUGCAGCAUAUCUUGAAGUUGGAAGUUUCCUUCAAGCUGAGGCAGAUUGUACUAAAGCUAUCAACCUUGACAAAAAGAAUGUGAAGGCUUAUUUACGAAGAGGCACUGCAAGGGAGAUGCUUGGUUACUAUAAGGAGGCAAUUGAAGACUUUAAGUAUGCACUUGUACUCGAGCCAACCAACAAAAGGGCAUCCCUUUCUGCUGAAAGAUUGAGGAAGCUGUUUCAGUAGGUGACCAAGUCUAAGGCAUGCCUACUGGAAGCACAAGAACAAGAUUUUGUUUUGAAAGUACUUGAAGUGUGCUCUGCCGAUAAGACCCAUUCAGACAGGCAACAAUCUAAACCAUUCGGACGAGAAGGGAUGUGUUUGAGUGGAGUUGAGAUUCUUCACUCUCACUCUUAAUCAAGUUGUUUUCAGGGGUCUGAACUAUUGUUUGAUUUGAUCAGUUUUUAGGAGCUUUAGAUUAUUAUUGUCACCAAAAUAUGUAACUAUAGUCCAAUUUUGUUUCUCUAAGAUUACGGUUGUAAUUCUAGCUUCGAGGUGAGGUUUAAAGCUCAUUAAUGGCUGAGCAGAGUAAUUACAUUUUUUAGCUCUGUUGUCACGAUUUUUAGCAGUUCACUUUUUAUUUGAAGUUAAACUUCCGCUGCUCGUGUAUAUGGCGUUCGCCUUGUUACCAAUGAGCUGGUAAUCAUGCAAAGAAUCUGGCACUUGUGGAUGA